AUGGCCAGCCGCUGGUAUUGUGCACGCGGCUUGUGUUUGCCAAAGAGCGCACAAAGAGUCUUUUUCAAGCCGCCAGACGCUGCUGCUGGUUUCCUGCCCGAUUGCUGUUUCGUUUCUCAGCCUGCCCCGGAGACCCGCAUCUCGCAUCACUACAUCAUUACGCUGCUCGAUCCAUCAUACACACAUGACGAUGCAGUCUUCACGACCUCCAAUCCCUCAUGCGAACAGGUUGCACCGCCGCGGCGGAGAGUGCAUUUGCCGCUGGCGUUGCCCGUACCUCAAAGCUCCAACACAACGGCGCAUCCCUGUUGCGCCCGCCACACGCCCAAUUGGUUCCCCUCUCCAUGGCUAAAUGCCUGCAAUGCGCGUCUAGGUGAAUCGCCGCUGCCGCCAACCGAACUCAAUAUAUCGAUAUCGCUCUUAUCGCAACCACGUGCAACCUUGCUGCAUUCCUCUACUGCUCGCUGCCGCAGGGAGGAACGCUCUCGGGCUGAAGCUGACCCUCCUGCGCAAGCCGCCAAAGUCGCGCCGACGAACAUGGCCGUGCAGAGACACAUGUCCGCUGUGCUGCUGCAUGAUCCUUCGGCCAACGACACUGGUUCGGCACUCGCCCUCUCAUCUCCCUGCACACGGCCCACCAGAAGGCUCUGCUCUUCCGGCCGCUCGUGGGGUAGUACGCGCAAUUUCCCCCAUCCAGCCAGUCAGUCUUGCGCCUUUGUGAAAAUCCUGUGUACAACCUGA
This is a messenger RNA of Parastagonospora nodorum SN15, 741 nucleotides long. RefSeq lists its product as hypothetical. The transcript is spliced from 3 exons. Bases 1 to 741 code for a protein of 246 amino acids. The record is from RefSeq and is a predicted model, not a curated record. NCBI's taxonomy places the organism in Eukaryota, Fungi, Ascomycota, Dothideomycetes, Pleosporales, Phaeosphaeriaceae.